AUGAAUGCUACACGGAAUCUCGAGAGCGCCGUCUCUGCUGCCUUGCUACGGCCAUCUAGUUGGUUGCCGUUGUACGAAGAAUUCGUAACCAAGAACGCUAGCUCCGUAAGCCAGGUAGAGUCAGCGCUGAGAUCCCUGACAUAUAUCAUCCCAGGUUGGAAUUGCCGGUCUAUUUGUGAAAGCUCUGCGACGGCGGAGAAAGCUGAUAGUUUCUUCUUAGGGCGAUAUCGAGACUCGGAAAUAAGUUCGGAGUGUGUACAUUCGGGGGUCCAGCUGCUGUCUCUUUAUCACAAUGCUCUUGUUGCUCGAGUUAUCUCCAGAUUACCAUCGACUAUUCCGCGGUCGAUACCAACUCCCCACACGAGAUAUACUAAAUACUGGACGUCUCGCUCUCCGCUCUAUCAUAAAAUCGCCCUCACACUACAGAUGGUACAGUAUACAGAACUGCUCUGGGAGAUGAUUGCCCGUCGCCGUGGGGAGAAAGUCCGCUGGCGACUCAUCAUCUUCAUUGAAGCCAUUAAAGCAACCUGUCGUCUGAUACUUCUUCAUCUUACGAAGUCCAGGCCCUUGGUGAACCCUCCGCUUCCCGAGAGGGAAGUUGAUCCCAGAUCGAUAGACGAAAUGGACAGCGACUGGAACGGAAUGCGCACGCCCGUUAGCGAACGAUCGUCUGAUCUAAGCUGGACAAUGCCUCGAACUGGUCUAACCCUCCCUUCGUUACCAGAUGCGAAUGAUGUUUCAAAUUUCUUGAUCACGAAAGUGCUCACCGCCGACGACAUCAAACCACCCAAGGCUCUAUUGCAUCGCGUCACUGGACAAGGACAACUAGCCGAAGUUUUAUACAUACUCCGGCCAGUGUUUUACGCGAUAGCCUUACAAAGAUAUAGCGGAGACAGGCGCAGUUGGAGACCUUGGUUGGCUGGGUUCGGUCUAGAAUACUUGUGCCGACAACUUGCCAAAUCUGACUUUCGAGAAAGAGUUGCCGGCGGCCUUCGAGGACUGACUGGGCUCGAACGUGAAGAGCUAAGGAAAAGAGGCUGGGCCUUGGGUUGGUGGGCCAUGCGUGGGGCAUUCUAUGAGAACUUGACAAAACCUUGCUUACAGGUUUUAACCGGCUCAAUGAAGGGCAAGCCCCUACUUGACCUGGUGGGUAGCGUUGUUGACGACUACGAAUACUUAUGGGAUAAUUACUAUUUCUCGACUGCGACUAUGUAG
Messenger RNA from Aspergillus saccharolyticus JOP 1030-1, 1215 nucleotides. Its product is annotated as peroxisomal membrane protein PEX16. The coding region runs from base 1 to 1215 and encodes 404 amino acids. The transcript is spliced from 3 exons. The record is from RefSeq and is a predicted model, not a curated record. Gene Ontology annotation, biological process: peroxisome organization. NCBI's taxonomy places the organism in Eukaryota, Fungi, Ascomycota, Eurotiomycetes, Eurotiales, Aspergillaceae. Gene Ontology annotation, cellular component: peroxisomal membrane.